This is a messenger RNA of Gastrolobium bilobum, 2423 nucleotides long. RefSeq lists its product as uncharacterized. Gene Ontology annotation, molecular function: cysteine-type deubiquitinase activity; zinc ion binding. Lineage: Eukaryota; Viridiplantae; Streptophyta; Magnoliopsida; Fabales; Fabaceae. Gene Ontology annotation, biological process: mRNA processing; protein deubiquitination; spliceosomal complex assembly. The record is from RefSeq and is a predicted model, not a curated record. The transcript is spliced from 10 exons. Bases 220 to 1923 code for a protein of 567 amino acids.
CUCACUUCAGGGUUCACUAUUUCUUCUCCCAAACCCAAACCAUAACAACAAGUGUUUGAUUCUCUUUCUCUCUCUUCAGUGAAGGUCGCAGCUCAGUGUAUCCUUGGCGCUCACAAGCCUAAUCUUGAUUAAUGGUUAGUGUGUCAACGACCAGGUGAUUUGAAUCUUAGUGUCUUUAUUUUCCUCUGGUAUUGAUUAGAAAGUGGUUGAGGGGAGAUCAUGGCAUCAAAAAGGGAAAGGGAAAGUGGUGGUAAUAAGGUAGAGGAGGAAGGGCUUGAUUUUGAGUCGAAAAGGCAAAGGCUGGAUGAGGAUUCUUCCCCCUCUCCUCCUCCUGUCUCUGUUGCAAAUCCUCUUUCUGGGUUGGCCAAUAAUUAUGCUGACAUUGAUGAGGAAGAAGAUUAUUAUAGAAGGGGAAGGGGUACUAUUGGUGAGCGGAGGAAUGAUGGGUCCCAGCAUAAUGGGCAUGGAUAUGAAGAGGAUGAUGAUAGUGAUGAUUCACGUGAACAACUAUUUGGUGGAAGAAACAGUCGCCAGGUUGAGGUUCGAAAGGACUGUCCUUAUCUUGAUACUGUUAAUAGACAGGUUUUGGAUUUUGACUUUGAGAAGUUCUGUUCUGUUUCUCUGUCAAAUUUAAAUGUGUAUGCUUGCUUGGUUUGCGGGAAGUAUUACCAAGGGAGGGGGAAGAAGUCUCAUGCCUAUACACAUAGCCUGGAAGCAGGACACCAUGUUUAUAUCAAUCUCCGGACUGAAAAAGUCUACUGUCUUCCAGAUGGUUAUGAAAUUAAUGAUCCUUCAUUAGAUGACAUUCGGCAUGUCUUAAACCCAAGGUUUACUGGAAAAGAAGUUGAACAACUUGACAAAAAUAAGCAGUGGUCUAGAGCACUUGAUGGUUCGAGUUACCUUCCUGGAAUGGUGGGACUUAAUAAUAUCAAGGAGACUGAUUUUGUGAAUGUAACAAUUCAAUCCUUAAUGAGAGUUACCCCCUUGAGGAAUUUUUUCCUUAUCCCUGAAAACUACCAACACUGCAAAUCCCCACUUGUUCAUCGAUUUGGUGAACUCACUAGGAAGAUCUGGCAUGCACGGAACUUUAAAGGACAGGUCAGUCCACAUGAGUUUCUGCAAGCAGUGAUGAAAGCCAGUAAAAAACGUUUUCGGAUAGGGGCACAAUCUGACCCAGUUGAGUUCAUGUCGUGGCUUCUUAACACGCUACAUGCAGAUCUUAAAUCUUCAAAGAAGAAUAUCAGCAUAAUUUAUGAGUGUUUUCAGGGCGAACUUGAGGUUGUAAAAGAGAUUCCUAACAAAGUAAUCACUGAUAAGAAAGAAAACAAUGAGAACCAAAACAACACUGAUAAACUUUCAGAUGGGGGAACUGAGAGAUAUGCAUUUGUCAAAGAAACUUCGAAAAUGCCAUUUCUGAUGUUAGGGUUGGACUUGCCGCCACCACCACUUUUCAAGGAUGUCAUGGAGAAAAAUAUAAUACCUCAGGUUCCACUCUUCAACAUACUAAAGAAGUUUGAUGGUGAGACUGUCACUGAGGUGGUCCGUCCUCAUACAGCAAGGAUGCAGUAUCGCGUUACCAGAUUGCCCAAGUAUCUGAUUCUACACAUGCGUCGAUUUACUAAGAAUAAUUUUUUUGUUGAAAAGAAUCCUACAUUAGUCAACUUUCCUGUGAAGAACCUGGAAUUGAAGGAUUACAUUCCCUUGCCAACACCAAAAGAAAAUGAGAGAUUGCGAUCUAAAUAUGAUUUAAUUGCCAAUGUUGUUCAUGAUGGCAAACCUGGUGAAGGAUUCUAUAGGGUAUUUGUGCAACGCAAAUCAGAAGAACUAUGGUAUGAGAUGCAGGAUUUACAUGUGUCGGAAACACUUCCUCAUUUGGUUGCACUUUCAGAAACUUAUAUGCAGAUAUAUGAGCAGCAGCAGUAAAUACUGAGUACAAAUCCUUUAGUGAGAGCGACAAGACCUGAAGCACAGUGUUGCUUAAGAAUUGAGAAUAUGAGACGUGCACUUAUAGCAAAUUGGUUAACAGGCAGGGAUUGAGUUUUUUUGUUUGUUUUUUUUUUCUGUGAGGGGGUGUGAUUAGUGAAGCUGUCUAAGCACGUAACAGGAAUUUCUUUAGCAUUCAACUUUGAUGGUUCAUAAUAUACUGAUAUAUUGCAUAGCCCUGAGGGACCCAGUUGAAUUUUUUUUUGUACUUGAGCUGAUAGGUUACCUGAGUAACUCAUGGAAUAUCCAAUAAGGUUAUUCCUGAUUUAAGUUGCAUUGCUUUAACAUAUUCCAUUCCCCUUCAGAGGCGGUUUAGGAAGAGGUUGAUUGUAAUGUUUGGUGUCUUUUAACAAUGUACGAGUCUGCGGUAUAAUUUUUUGUUGGCACUUAAUGCAAACCUACAGACAAUAGUUGAUAUCAUUGUGCUAGUGGAUUGUUAG